Molecule: messenger RNA, 1263 nt
Organism: Penicillium pulvis
Lineage: Eukaryota; Fungi; Ascomycota; Eurotiomycetes; Eurotiales; Aspergillaceae
Product: 60S ribosomal eL42 domain-containing protein
Exons: 7
Coding region: 1-1263 (420 amino acids)
Biological process (GO): translation
Cellular component (GO): ribosome; cytosolic large ribosomal subunit
Molecular function (GO): structural constituent of ribosome
Source: RefSeq, a predicted model, not a curated record
AUGACUAUCACAGCGCUCCAGCAACCUACCCACAAUCAAUUCCAACAACUGAUCUCCGCGUGUGGGAACGAUCCGAAACGGAUCCAUAAUAUCUAUGAAGAACACCGGUCUAAUCGCAAUGCCAAAUUCAAGGAAGUUUUGCUGAACCCCGGCUUCCGUGAAUGGCAGUUUGAUGAGAUCUUGGGAAAUAUCUUGAAAGCAGAGAAAGGCUUGAUCCAAUACGAUGACCCAAGGAGCAAUAUAUCCUUAUUGGCACGGCCACCGAAGCACAUCUGCGAGUUGAUCCAGGAUAUACAGCAGGAGAUCGCAGAUGUAGCUGGCCCAUGCCUUUGGCUCGCGCCUCAAGAUUCUCUCCACAUAACUACAUGCGAGCUGAUGAACGCCAAGACAAGGACUGAGGUAGAUGAUAUGAUAGCAAUUUUCCAGCAGAAGCUUCCUCUUGAGGAGAUCGUGAACUACACGCUCACCCACAGUCCCAGGCUUGUUCGGCCAAUUGUCAGUUACGAUGCUACGGCUGUCGCUCUGAGCUUUGUCCCUGCCGCCGAGACAGACAAAGACCUGUAUACUUAUCACCACUUGCGACGGGACCUUUGGGAUUUUGUGUCUGAGUCCGGGUGUCAACUCGGGGCUAGAUAUAUUGUGCCUUCGGCCCAUGUGACUAUUGGAAGAUAUGCUAUGCCUCCGGGAGCAGAUCAAUCAAAAGAAUUAGAUGAUCUAUGUGUCAGAGUAGCUGGAUUAAUUGAGAAAAUUGAGGAUAUCAACCAGGAGUUGAUGUCCGGGUAUUGGAAACGAUUUGGAAGCCCCUCGAGGGGAGUGUGGGUUGUGGGACAGGAACAAGGAAUGCAGUUAAACCAAGGUCGAUCCUGGUAUGGAAAUGGAGAAGUGGUAUUGACCGUGAACACUCAACGACCACCCACCUCGCUACCCGGCAAGACAGUCAAAAUGGUCAACAUUCCCAAAACCCGCCGGACCUACUGCAAGGGCCGGGAGUGCCACAAGCACACCCAGCACAAGGUUACCCAGUACAAGGCUGGCAAGGCCUCGCUGUUCGCCCAGGGUAAGCGUCGUUACGACCGAAAGCAGAGUGGUUACGGUGGUCAGACCAAGCCUGUCUUCCACAAGAAGGCUAAGACCACCAAGAAGGUUGUCCUCCGUCUUGAGUGCACCUCUUGCAAGGCCAAGAAGCAGCUUGCCCUGAAGCGCUGCAAGCACUUCGAGUUGGGUGGUGACAAGAAGACCAAGGGUGCCGCCCUUGUUUUCUAA